GGAGGUUUUGCAAAGACGAAGAAGCCAAGCAGUAUACGCAUACCACAAUGGGGAAAAUAUCGAGUGAGGAUAUAGAAUAUGAUGAAACGAAAGCUGAAUUUUCAACGAACUGGACGAUCACACGUGGCUCUCUAGAAGAUUCCAUCACUUUCGAAUCCACCGAUUCUCCGAUCGAUGAUGAUUCUGAGUCCAAUACUCAGAUUCCAUCACCUCUUAUCCUACAUCCACCUUCACCUGAUUCUUCCCCUUGCGAAAUCAAGUUAUGCUUUAUGCAAAAGCAUGAGAUCAGGCAGGUCUAUGUUCGGAGUACUGCUCGUGUUUAUGAGAUAUAUUAUGCACCUACUCUGCAGAGUGAGAAUGAGUAUCUAUCUACUGUCCGCUGUAGCAUAGCUGAAAGAGAUGGUGAAUUUCUCCAAGCUAGUGAGAGUGAAGUAGUUAACCCGCAAUAUUUGAAGGAGGAUUAUGUAGGAAAACCAACAGAAGGUAGAGUCACAGCUGAAGCGAAACUUUGCCCCAGCGAAGGUGAUUGGGUCGAGGUUAAGGUCCCUGAUUCUCCUUUCGCUGGAAACAAGGUAAGCUGCCUGCAAAAGCACACAAUAGAGAAUGAACAACGAAGUAUUGAGGAUUUAUACGAGGCCACAGCACAAAUUGAUGAUGCGGAUCCCUGCAUGUCACUGACAAUUCGCUUUUUAUCACUUCAGAAUAAAGGUUCUAUAUUCAUCGAUGAAGUUUACAUAUUUGGUGACCCUAUUAACUCUAAUGAGGUGGAGACUCCAGCAGUCCCUAUGGAAAACCAAGCUAGUUCUUUCAUGGCCAUGCUUGUUCCCACCCUUCUGCAACUAUCUAAAUCAGGCAUCAGCCAGAAGCAGCAGGACAAAGAUGUUUUUGAUAGUCAAAGAAAGGAAAAUGAACUGGGAAUUGCAGUGAGGACAUCUGAUUUUGCUGAUGCCAAGAAAGAAAAUGAACGAGAAAAGAGGACGAGUGCUGAUCAUAUAGUGCAGUUGGAUGUCACUGACAAGCCUGUAGCCGAACCCACUCAUUCGCAGCCUCCACCCCACCAGAACUUGAGCACAGAGUACCACAAUAUCUCCACCACGAGUAAUGAUGCAUCACAGGGUCGUAUUGUAGGAGCCAUUGAGCAACUUCUUGACCGAGUGAGCAGAAUUGAAAAUAUUUGCUUGAGAUUUGAAGAAAAGAUGGUUAGUCCAAUGAACAGCAUGGAGAUGAGACUUCAACGACUGGAGCAGCAAGUAGAAAUUCUAGCUAAAAACUCCCAAUAUUCUGGAGUGGCGUCCGGCACAAGAAUAACAGCUCCUUCAUUUACCUGCAGUGAGUCCAAUUCUAGCUCUUUGUAUAAUGAUGGAAGUGAAAAUCAGUCUUGUGGGGCAUCAGAACUGGAGAAGAAGGAUCUCCCUUACAAUAAGUUGUCCGAGCCUCCUGAUGAUAUGCCCGUUUCUUCAAAUCCUUCACAUGUUCUUCCAAAUCUUGUGAUUACUGCCCCUGAGUUUUCAUGUGAAGAGGAUGAAGAAGAAAAUGAUAUUGUUGAAUCAGCAAAGGUUUCUUCUCAAGAGAUGCAAAAGCAAGUUUUAUCUAUUGAUGAUGCUUUAGCUGCAGCACUUUCUGGAUUUCUGUCCACAUCCCGUGUUCUUCCUCCAGAUGAUGGGACUACAGAAGUUAUUGCUUCUGGACCUAUUGGUGAGGGAGUAAAUGAGAAGAAUGAGUUUAGCCAAUCAGCCCAAAGUACUUCAGUUAUCGCUCACGACUGUACUUUGGAGGGAAAUGGCAAUGACAGACCUUCAAAGUACACUCAAAUUCUUGCAGUUACAGCUCCUGACUUUAGCGAGGAGGAGUACGAAUUUGAGAAUGCAAAUUUAAUCAUAGCUUCUUCUCCAACAGCUCCUGAACUUGCAAGUGAAGGAAAUGGAGAUAAUGAAAUAGCUUCUCCAAGCACUGAAAGUCAGGACCCCAAAGGCUUCGUUGAUCUUAACAGAAGCAAGAGCAUGGAUAGCGCAAGUUCAACUGUUGCGUCUGAGCCAUAUGCAGAGCAAGAGAAUUUUCUCCAUGAGAAUGUGCACCUUAAAGAAACUUCUGGAGUAAUUGGUUUGAAAGAUCAUCUUUAUGCACAAGAAAGUAUCUGCAGAUCGCAGGAUGAUCUCACUGCUUGUCCUUCAGGUCAAGAUGAUAAGGUUGCAGAGACUAAUGUAAGAGAUUCGACCAAUGAGCCACAUAUGAAUUCUCAUAAUCUAGAAAAUGCUGCUGAAUCUGAAGAACAUGAUGCUUCCCGUGUGGACGUCAUGGAUAAUGCUUGUGAAUAUUUAAAACCUUCUGAUCUGGAUUUUGACAUUCCUAUCUUAGAUGUGAAGUUCACAAUCAAUGAAGACGGUGAUACCAAGUUCUCAAUAGAAGAUCUUUUAGGUGACGUGGAAGAUGUUAAUGUUGAAGUUCAUUGUGUUGAUGAGAGCGGUGAUAAUGCUGUCACUAGAGAGGGAACAACAUUCACUAUUAUGGAUGAUGAACCACCGCCGGAGUGUUCUACAGGCGAAAGCAACCCUCUGGUGGAUCUUGGAAUUAAUGCUGCAGAUACAUUCACUAAUUCGGAUGGACAUGGUAAUCCGAGUAUAUCCCGCCACCAGGAGGUGUUUAUCGGUCUCAUCUGAAACCUCAUACUUCGUGAUCAUCGGUAAAUUGAACUGGUUUGUUAGUUGUGACUGAUUUUUCUCUUUUCAGUUAUAGUAUCCUAGUUGAAUUUUCUUCUUUUGUUCCAUUCAGUCUUAUUAAGCUCAUAAAUCUCCACUAUUCCUGACUAUUGCCCUA
This is a messenger RNA of Lycium ferocissimum, 2814 nucleotides long. RefSeq lists its product as uncharacterized. The transcript has 3 exons. The record is from RefSeq and is a predicted model, not a curated record. The coding region runs from base 48 to 2657 and encodes 869 amino acids. Lineage: Eukaryota; Viridiplantae; Streptophyta; Magnoliopsida; Solanales; Solanaceae.